UCUGCUACUUAGUGAGUCAUUAAAUCUCUUUGUGGAAACCGCAGUUUUCAUCUGUGUCUUUCUCCUUCAGUAGUACACAAUUAUUCUUUUCAUUGGCUUUUAUAUCGGGAGCCCACACUUCACUUCAAAGAACGCUCAAGGUGACUGAAAUAUGGAAGACGGAGAUGGAUUUUUAUUCAAAUUUAAAGGAUAUUAUUUUUAUCGCAAAGGAAUUGAUAUUGACUUUAUAGAAAACUUAGAUAAUUUUGAAAUCAGAGAAGAUGAUGUCUUCAUAAUCACUUACCCUAAAUCUGGAACUGUCUGGCUUCAGCAGUUAUUAAGUCUGAUUUAUUUUGAGGAACAUCGCAGAGGCACUGGAAAACUGCAAACAGUGGAUCAGGUCCCCUUCUUUGAGUACAACUUUCGACAAUUGGAUUUUGGGAAAAGACCAUCUCCUCGUCUCUUCUCUACCCACCUCCCAUACAACUUGGUUCCAAGUGGGCUGAAGAACAAGAAAGGCAAAAUUAUUUACAUAUACAGAAACCCUAAGGAUGUUUUGUGCUCAUAUUUCCACUUUGGAACAAAUGUGAUAUUACAAGUUACAAGUAGCUUUGAGAGAUUCAUGGAACAAUUUCUCGAAGGAAGAGUUAUGGGAAGCCUUUGGUUUGACCACAUCAAAGGUUGGUAUGAGCACAAAAGCCUCUUCAACAUUCAGUUCAUGAUGUAUGAGGAGAUAAACAAGGAUCUCAGAGGUUCUGUGUUAAAAAUCUGCAAGUUUCUGGGGAAAGAAUUGAGUGAGGAGAAUAUAGAUGCUGUCAUGACAAAGGCCACAUUUGAAAACAUGAAGUAUGACCCACUAGCAAAUUAUGACGAUAUAAUCAAAACUGCAUAUGGAAAGAAUGUAAAAGGUCAUUUCCUUCGCAAAGGUACCAUUGGAGACUGGAAAAAUCACAUGACUGUUGAGCAGAAUGAAAGGUUUGACAAGAUUUUCCAAAGGGAGAUGAAAGAUUUUCCCCUGAAGUUCAUCUGGGAUGUGAAUGAAGACUAGAAUGCUAAGCCAUACACAGAUAGUUUAAGAAAGCACUUUCAGAAGGAAAUAUAUCCAAUUGUACACUUUCAUCUUUGACUCUCAUUGGAUCAUUAUUAAAAAACCUCAGUGAGGGGAUCCCUGGGUGGCGCAGUGGUUUAGCGCCUGCCUUUGGCCCAGGGCCCGAUCCUGGAGACCCGGUAUCGAAUCCCACGUCGGGCUCCCGGUGCAUGGAGCCUGCUUCUCCCUCUGCCUGUGUCUCUGCCUCUCUCUCUGUCUCUCUCUCUGUGUGAUUAUCAUAAAUAAAUAAAAAUUUAAAAAAACCUCAGUGAUUAAUAAAUAUGAAUAUACCGCCUUUA
This is a messenger RNA of Nyctereutes procyonoides (raccoon dog), 1365 nucleotides long. Its product is annotated as amine sulfotransferase-like. The transcript is spliced from 7 exons. Gene Ontology annotation, cellular component: cytoplasm. Gene Ontology annotation, molecular function: sulfotransferase activity. NCBI's taxonomy places the organism in Eukaryota, Metazoa, Chordata, Mammalia, Carnivora, Canidae. The record is from RefSeq and is a predicted model, not a curated record. Bases 152 to 1027 code for a protein of 291 amino acids. Gene Ontology annotation, biological process: sulfation.